Molecule: messenger RNA, 954 nt
Organism: Eruca vesicaria subsp. sativa (arugula)
Lineage: Eukaryota; Viridiplantae; Streptophyta; Magnoliopsida; Brassicales; Brassicaceae
Source: the annotation of a GenBank genome assembly
AUGGAGGAUCUAUGGAAGAGGGCGAAGUCGUUCGCGGAGGAAGCAGCGAAGAAGUCUCAAACGAUCACAUUACAAUCAUCCUCAACGACGCUCGCUAACCUCGUCUCGGAGACGGCGAAGAAAUCGAAGGAACUCGCUCUCGACGCGUCAAAGAAAGCGGAUCAGCUCAACGUGUCCGGAUUCGUGGCGGAGACGGCGAAGAAGUCGAAAGAGUUCGCGGCGGAGGUUUCGACGAAGGCUGAUCAGCUCAAGGUCGCGGCGUUGAAGCAAGCGGAUCAGAUCCAGAAUAUUAAGUCGAUUGCUGAUAUUGUCGCAUCUCCUCAGCUUGCGUGGUCUGGAUCGGGAUCUGUGGUAUCUGAAACGGAUCUGAUUAGUUUUGGUAUUACGGAUGAUUUGAGAGAGUUUGUUAAAGGAUUAACGUUUGAUACCUUUAAGGCUUUUCCCGUACAAGAUGAAUCGGCGGAAGUUUCUGAAGUGGCAACAACGAGUGAGGCGAAUGUACGGAAGGAUCUAUCGGAGUGGCAGGAGAGACAUGCCACUCUUGUUCUUGGCUCUGUCAAGCAAAUUUCGAAGUUGAGAUAUGAGCUAUGCCCGCGAGUCAUGAAAGAGAGGAGGUUCUGGAGGAUAUACUUCACCUUAGUCAGCACUCAUGUUGCACCAUACGAGAGGAAGUACAUGGAGGAACUUAGGAACAAAGAAGAGAGUAAAGAGGAAGAAGCUAAGAAGACUCCAGGAGUUGGAGGGACAGAAACAGCUGAUAAGAAUGUGACAAUAAAUAGGACUUCUACUGUAUCUUCUGAGAAGGAUCUCGAUACAUUCCUCUUAGGAGAUCUAGAGGACAGUGACGAAGCUCCUGAUGAUGAUGGUGAUGGAAACCUGGAUGAGGAUUACUUUAAUAAGAAUGGUAACUCUGAUGUUGAAGAAGGAAAAGAGGAGAUUAAAUCAGCAAACUAG